AUGUCUCAUUUCUACCUAUGCUUACUUCUUGCUGGGGUUUGUGCUUUUGCCAACUGUCAUGCCAAUUUACCCUAUAAAAAGAUAGCCCCAGGCAAUUCUGAGUUUGCCUUUAAAUUCUACCACCAGGUUACUCCAGGGGUUGCUAAUAAGAACAUUUUUUUCUCUCCUCUGAGCAUUUCCACUGCCUUUGCCUUGCUCUCCCUGGGGGCUAAAUCUACAACACUGAGUCAGCUUUUGUCAGAGCUUGGUUUUAACCAGACUGAGAUCAGCGAGCAGGAAAUACAUAGAGGUUUCCGUCAUCUUCUCCAUGUGCUAAACCGCCCUGAGGCUGAAAUCCAGCUGAGCAUUGGGAAUGCCCUAUUCCCAGAUGAGAAAUUGAAUGUACUGAAGAAGUUCUUGAGAGAUGCCAAACAUUUUUAUCAGGCUGAUGUUUUCCCCACUAACUUCAAGAAUUCUGCAGAAGCUGAGAAACAGAUCAAUAGCUACAUAAAGGAGAACACUCAUGGGAAAUUAGUUGAUGUUGUCAAGGGUCUUGAUCCAGAAGUUGUAUUGGUUCUUGUAAAUUAUAUUUUCUUGAAAGCUUACUGGGAAAAUCCUUUUGAUAAAGAGAGCACUCGAGAAGGCGACUUCUUUGUGGAUGAGCAGACAAUAGUGAAAGUUCCUAUGAUGAUCAAAGAUAGUGCUUUUAACCAUUACUAUGAUGAGGGUCUGUCCUGUACAGUGGUGCAGCUCCUUUACAAAGGCAAUGCUUCAGCAUUGUUCAUUCUGCCCGAUCACGGGAAACUGAAGCAGGUGGAAGAUGCUCUCGGGAAAGACCUUUUGUUAAAAUGGGGGAAAUGGUUGGAAAAAGGGAGAAUAGAACUCCACCUUCCAAGGUUUUCGCUGUCUAGUAGCUAUGAUCUUGAAGAGAUACUAAGAAGAUUGGGGGUUACUGAGGUAUUCACAGACCAAGCAGACCUCUCUGGAAUUACUGGGAAGCCUGAGCUGAAGGUUUCCAAGGCUAUUCACAAAGCUUAUUUAAACAUCCAUGAGAAUGGCACUGAAGCAGCGGCUACCACUGUCAUUGAAAUUGUCCCCAUGUCCCUCCCUGAUGUGGUUAAAAUGAACAGACCUUUCCUAUUGGCGAUUGCUGAAGAGUCUACCAGCUCCAUUUUAUUCUUAGGCAAAGUUAUCAAUCCUGUUCAGAAGUAA
This is a messenger RNA of Rhineura floridana, 1191 nucleotides long. Its product is annotated as alpha-1-antiproteinase 2-like. The record is from RefSeq and is a predicted model, not a curated record. NCBI's taxonomy places the organism in Eukaryota, Metazoa, Chordata, Lepidosauria, Squamata, Rhineuridae. Gene Ontology annotation, molecular function: serine-type endopeptidase inhibitor activity. The coding region runs from base 1 to 1191 and encodes 396 amino acids. Gene Ontology annotation, biological process: negative regulation of endopeptidase activity. The transcript is spliced from 4 exons.